Molecule: messenger RNA, 694 nt
Organism: Brassica oleracea var. oleracea
Lineage: Eukaryota; Viridiplantae; Streptophyta; Magnoliopsida; Brassicales; Brassicaceae
Product: F-box/kelch-repeat protein At4g19870-like
Exons: 1
Molecular function (GO): protein binding
Source: RefSeq, a predicted model, not a curated record
AUGAACCUCCAAGUAGAACCACCGGAGAAGAAGAGUAAAAGGAAGAAAAAGACGUCACCAUCACCUUCGACAUCUCCAUCGUUUUCUUUACUUCCAGACGAAAUCAUCGUGAGUUGCUUAGCCCUGAUAUCGAGAGCAUACUACCCGAGACUCUCAAUCAUUUCCAAAAGCUUCCGGUCACUCCUCUCUUCCAAGCAGCUCUACACAGCUCGAUCUCACAUAGGAAGCACCGAGCAGUGUCUCUACGUCUGUCUCUCCGAUGAAAGAUACCAAUCUCCCCAAUGGUUUACCCGCUGGAUUAACCCUAAUCUAGCCCUCGAGAAGAAAAAGAAGAAGAAGACACUCGGAAAAUCGUUGGCUCCAAUUCCAUCGUCUGAUUCUCCUUCGAUAUCAAAAUCAACCGUAGUUGUUGGUUCAGACAUUUACGUUAUCGGUGGACCAAUCAAGACCGAACCGUCAUGUCCCUCAUCCGCCAUAAGAAUCCUUGAUUGUCGUACUCACACAUGGCUUGAUGCACCUAGCAUGAUCGUAGCCCGGAACGAUUCUCUCACAUGUUUCUACGAUGGAAAAAUAUAUGUCAUGGGAGGAUGCGGAGAUGAUGAUGAACCAUGGGCCGAGGUGUUCGACAUAAAGACGCAAACAUGGGAUUGUCUCUCUGAUCCGGGUAAUGCGAUACCACUACAAGAAAACAGCG